CGAGCCACUCUCCGUCAACCAGUCGCACACAGUCCCGAGACCAGAGCGACCCGUCACAUAGUAUGACAACGUUUUGCGCUACAUUGUGAAAAAAGCACUCGUUUGGAAGUAUAUAUGUACUCAUUGGAUUAAACGGUUCGAAUAUCCGACUAAAGAGGUGGAGUCAAGAGAGACGAGGAGAAACGAGAAGGCAGACAGGUCCGGAGUGACAAGAGAAGAGACCCUACUGCAAGCUGGAGGGUUUAUCCUGGACUGACUGGCAAACACGGGUGUGGCUUCCUGUCUGAAGCCGCUACUGACCUCAGCCCUGCUGUCAUGGCCUCAGCCCUCACACCAUGCAGAAAGCAGCCAUCCUAACCCUCACCCCCCACACGCUCACACACACACACCACACACCGCCGCACACGUGCACAGCCAUGAUGACCACCUCCUACAUGAACGGUUACGUGACUGAGUCAGAUGGCGGGGGAGGUAUUGACGUCCAAGACGAUGUGGUGCAAAAGCAUAGGGAGAUGGCAGUUGACUGCCCCGGGGACCUUGGCGCCCGCACCCUGCCCAUCAGACGCAGCGCUCAGCUGGAAAGAAUCCGCCAGCAGCAGGAGGACCGCAGGAGGCGGGAGGAGGAGGGACGCAAGGAGCUCGACCUCAACUCGUCCAUGCGCCUCAAGAAGCUCUCCCAGAAUCCCAAAGUGGGAAUCGAUAACCCCACCUUUGAGCAAAUGGAGGGUCCCGGAGGCUCCAUAGGAGGCCUGCAAAGCCUUACCGCACCACCCGCUUUACUAGAGCUAGAGGACCUGCUGAUGUCCCUCAAGCAGGUGCAGCAUUGUUUAAAUGACUCUCAGAGUCAGGAGGACAUGGAGCUGGUUCUCCAGCUGGUCCAGAAGCCUGACUUCCAGAAAGCUUUUAACAUCCACAACGCUGUGGCCCACUAUAUGAACCGGCCCAGCCCUCCCUUUCCCUUGAUGGACCAUGCGCAGACCCUCACACAAGAGGUCCAGGCCAUGCUGCACAACAGCUCACAGAAGGAGGGACUGGAGCUAAACAGCCUGCUCACAACUCCUCACAUGCAGGCGCUUAUGAUGGCCCAUGACAGCGUGGCUGAACAAGAGAUGCAGCUGGAGCCUCUCGUUCCUUCCCUCAAUUCAAGUGAGACUCUCACCCAGUGGGGAGGAGAGACUGUCAAGAUCGUGCGGAUUGAGAAAGCCAAGGACAUCCCAUUGGGAGCAACUGUAAGAAAUGACAUGGACAGCGUGAUCAUCAGCCGCAUCGUGAAGGGAGGGGCAGCAGAACACAGUGGCCUGCUGCAUGAAGGAGAUGAGAUCCUGGAGAUCAAUGGUGCGGAGAUCCGCGGGAAAGACGUCAAUGAGGUCUUUGACAUCCUGGCAGACAUGCAUGGCGUACUGACCUUCGUUCUAAUUCCAAGCCCACAGAUCAAACCACCUCCCAUUAAAGAGACAGUGGUGCAUGUGAAAGCACAUUUUGACUACGACCCGUCAGAUGACCCUUACGUGCCGUGUCGAGAGCUUGGCCUAUGCUUUCAAAAGGGAGACAUCCUCCAUAUCAUCAGUCAAGAUGAUCCCAACUGGUGGCAAGCCUACAGAGAUGGAGAUGAAGACAACCAGCCACUCGCAGGCUUGGUCCCUGGUAAAAGCUUCCAGCAGCAGAGAGAGGCAAUGAAGCAAACUAUAGAGGAGGAUAAAGAGCCUGAGAAAUCAGGAAAACUUUGGUGUGCUAAAAAGAACAAGAAAAAGCGAAAGAAGAUGCAAUAUAAUGCAAACAAAAAUGAUGACUUUGAUAAUGAAGAGGUUCUCACAUAUGAAGAGAUGUCAUUGUACCACCAGCCAGCCAAUCGGAAGCGCCCCAUCGCCAUGAUCGGCCCGCCAAACUGUGGGCAGAAUGAGCUCAGACAGAGACUCCUGUCCAGUGAGCCGGACAGGUUUGCUGGUGCUGUCCCUCACACCACACGAAACCGUCGUGAUAAUGAGGUGAGCGGCCGCGACUACCACUUCGUUUCCCGUCAGGCCUUUGAGAUGGACUCUGCGGCAGGCAAGUUCAUAGAGUCUGGAGAUUUUGAGAAGAACCUCUACGGCACCAGCACGGACUCGGUCCGACAAGUUAUCAACACAGGCAAAAUCUGCCUCUUGUGUGUGCAUACUCAGUGUCUAAAGGUUUUUCGCAGCUCGGACCUCAAGCCCUACAUCAUCUUCAUCGCUCCUCCAUCGCAAGAACGAUUGAGGGCGCUGUUGGCUAAAGAUAACAAAAACCCAAAGCCCGAUGAGCUGAGAGACAUCAUUGAGAAGGCUCGCGAGACCGAGCAGAACUACGGGCACCUGUUUGACGCUGCCAUCGUAAACACUGACCUGGAAAAGGCGUAUCAGGAGCUGCUCCGCCUCAUCAAUAAACUAGACACUGAACCUCAGUGGGUCCCCUCAUCCUGGCUGCGCUGAGAUUAACCCCACUCGCACGGUGACUCCUACACAGACAGGUGUAAAUGAAGAGCAGAUCUCACGGUUUCAUCCAAUUGACUUCAUGUAUUUACACUACAAGAUUCACUACUAGAUAAGGACACUAUGUCACCUCAGACCCUGACAGAAGUGUCUGUCUGCACUAUGCUGUCAUCGGGCUGGGGAAAUGUUCGUUUUAUGUCAGUUCGUUUGAUCAUGGUGUGUUUCAGUCUAAUCGCCCACAUUCCAGAGACCUGCGAGAGAGUUAGCAGCACUUAGAAUUUGGGCUUCUGUUCUGCUUUUGUUGACUAUUUAUGAUUGUAAAUAUUCUGUAUGUAUUUUUUAAGACAAAUGUGGAGAUGGGUUUGCAUUGUGAGAGGGAGUCACUGUUUUAAAAAUCCAACUAGAAGGUAUGUGUGAUGGACAAACCACAGGCUCUCCACCAUAAUCCAGGACGGUAUCGACCCCAAACUCCCUUAUUGGUUGACAAAGACGUUUAUAUAGUAAAUACACUAUGGUUCUCUGCUUCAUCGCCUUUACCGUCAGAUUUAUAAAUUUAUAAGCAGGAUAAACAGUACCGGCUUUGAGCUCUUCCAAAACACCAUAAAGCAUGAAGAUUGACUGCAGUAGAACCAGAUGCCUCUUCCAUCUAUCCCUGCAGCGCUGCCUCUGUGUUCCUAUGGCGACCAGCACUGUGAUUAUAUGACCGAGUUUAAUAGUAAACUUCAGGUUAAAUGUUCCUUUGGACAGUCUGUUAGGCCACUCCUGUAACCACUAAGUGUAAGUGGUUAGUCUCAUGUAAGUCUCAGUAUUCACAUGCACUUCCAGCUCGCAGAAGUGUGACCAGUAUUGUAAACAGUGUUUGACAGCAAUACAGUGAUGUUCACGAUCUGAGCGUCAACACGGCCUAGUCUUAGUCAAUACUUCUGCUUGAUUUGUUGAAUGAUUAGUUGUUUUAUAGGCUUGCAACAUGGGCAAGGAUCUGUUUUUAACUUAAAUUGGUAAUGCUCAAAUUUCAUGCUGAACUUUAAGGUCAAUCUCAUAAAUUUUGUUCGGGCUCACGUUUUACCACAAAAUCAAGAGAUUUUUUUGUGUUAUGAAAAUGUCAGGGCAAUUAAGUACAUUUUCCCCAAAAUUCCCAAUACUGUAAUACAAAAUCUCAUUACUAUAAUAUGAAAAGAUUAAAGAACACCAUUGAAGUAUUUGUUGUACUACUAUGAAGUUAAUUUAAAUAAUUUAAUUGAUUAGUUUAAAUAAUUUAAUUACAGUACUUUUUAUUGUAAUACAGUAGAAAUGGCUUUAUUACAGUAAUGAGAAUUGCGAAAAACUGCACAGACAUAUUACAGUAUUGAUAAUUUCGGAGAAAAUCUGCCAAACUGUCAAAUGUCAAAAUGCCAAAAAUCUUAAUUUUAAAAAUAGGCUUCGUGUUCCUAAUGCACAUGUAAUUUGUUAUAAGUUUAAGGUAAAUUGUGAUAUGAUUUAAGAAUUGCCCAUUAGUUUUUUAUUAUUAUUUUGGAUUAUUUAAAGUAUGAAACAUCAGUUCUAUGUUGACGUGUGAUGUGUACGCUUAAGCCUAUAUGCUUGUGAAUGUAUGGUUUUUGUGUAUAUGAGCAAAUGCUGGAAUAUGUAACACAUGAUGAACAGAAAGUAUGUGUACAUCAUUGAAAACAUCCCUUUUUAAAGGAAGGUCUGUGUCGGUUUUUGCAGGCAAGUAUUAUUUCAGUCCAUAGCUGAUUCAAGCACACACUGGAAACGGCUUUACUAGAAUUUGUUCUGCAAAACUGUUUUACCAUUUUGUUUUCUUGAGAUAUCAAUGUGUUUAAAAAGCAUCAACAUUUUUAGUGUACAGAAUAGAUCAGCCAGAACACACCCUUAAAGGGAUAGUUCACCCAAAUAUUCUGUCAUUUACUCACCCUCUUGUCAUUUCAAACCUGUAUGACUUUCUUCCGCAGAACACAUUUUGAAAAAUGUUAACUGGGACCCAUUCACUUGCAUUGGUUUUGUGUCCAUAGAAGUGACUGGGUGCCGGUGUUGAGCCGAAUUUUGACUCUCCGCAAGAUUACGACUCCCGUCAUUGAAACACCUAAUGUUAGUGGGGAAUGGUCGGAGUCAUUUUUCAGCACCACACCGGCACUGUUCAGUUACCAACUUUCUUCAAAAUAUCUUCUGCAUACUGCAGGAAAAAGUCUUUAAGGUUUGAAAUAACAAGAGGGUGAGUAAAUGAUCACAGAAUUUUCAUUUUUGGGUGAACUAUCCCUUUAAGCUUUUUACUCUUGUGCACUACAGUCUGGUUUCUUUUCUUAUUUCUGUUGUGAUUGGGGAUAGAGUUGGUAACCCGCUGUGCAGCACCUCAGUCUCAUGUGAUCUAGUUACAUGCCAGUGAACUGGAAGUAGAAUUAAUGAAUGUAAAAGAAAAAUCACCUUUUCCUUCUCAGCUCUUUUUGUAUGAAUUAUACAAGUGAAUUAAAGUCCAGAUUAUUAGA
Molecule: messenger RNA, 4927 nt
Organism: Triplophysa rosa
Lineage: Eukaryota; Metazoa; Chordata; Actinopteri; Cypriniformes; Nemacheilidae
Gene: pals1a
Product: protein associated with LIN7 1, MAGUK p55 family member a
Exons: 15
Coding region: 336-2447 (703 amino acids)
Biological process (GO): generation of neurons; establishment or maintenance of epithelial cell apical/basal polarity; morphogenesis of an epithelial sheet
Cellular component (GO): adherens junction; plasma membrane
Molecular function (GO): protein binding
Source: RefSeq, a predicted model, not a curated record